AUGCCGAACAUGAUACUGUCCUUAGCUCAUUUCUGCGACAAGCAUGGCCCUCGUGUUCUGUUAGGUACACAGUUCGCAGCGGAUGGAGAAUCUCUGUUUCUUCCGGAUUAUGCGACGGAGACGUUCUGCGAGUCAUGUUCAAUGAAAUUUCCCAAUAAUGACACCUCGUCGCGAUCCAUGCGUACACGUAUAAGAGAAAGAGACUAUGUGUCUACCAAUUACCCAGCUGUUAGAUACCAGCUGGUUUCAUCUGUGAUCAGACACAUGUUUUCGGAGGAAACCAUGACCUACGACAGCGCACCAUUAUCGUUUUUCGACGAAUCCAAGGGUUUGAAUCUGGUGAUGGGUUUCAAAUUACCGGAUACAGAUGCUCGUGGUGACGAGAGACGCUAUGCAGUGCUUCUCACCAUUGAUAGUCCUGAUCAUGCUUCUUCAAUGAAAUUGCUGGCAAGACAUUGGGAGUUCACAACUUACAGCUUUAAGAAGAUCAUAGAUUACAUCAAACAACGACGAAAACUAGAAAUGAAGCGCAGCUUCGCAGAACACGUUCCACAAGAGUUUACCCCCAUGGGUGGAACAUAUCUAAAGGGAAAUAACUAUAAGAUUGCACGAAAUUUAACAUCGUUGACGAACGAUGAUCUGCUCUUCGUGCGGGUUCACAGAUGGAACACGUAUAUUUUGGAUGCUCUAAAUUCUGAUGCAGUAUAG
Molecule: messenger RNA, 708 nt
Organism: Lachancea sp. 'fantastica'
Lineage: Eukaryota; Fungi; Ascomycota; Saccharomycetes; Saccharomycetales; Saccharomycetaceae
Source: the annotation of a GenBank genome assembly